UCAGCUCUGCAGCGGGACAUUCUGUUCCUCUAUCCAGCGGCGCGCUGUCUUCCGGCUUCUGUAGUGUGGGCACUGGGCAUGACAGCCGGGUGCCAAGUGCGCAUGCGCAAGAAGCGGUGCUUUUUUUGUGAAUGGUAAGGCGGUACCUGGGACACAUGACAGAUCCCAGAAGCCGCCGGACCAAUCACAAAGCGCAAGUGCUUCUCGCUCAUGCGCACUGGGCAUCCGGCUGUCAUACCGAGCGCCAUUACAGAAGCCGGGAAGACAGCGCGCGGCUGGAUCGAGGAACAGGUAAGAUCAAA
This is a messenger RNA of Staurois parvus, 302 nucleotides long. The record is from the annotation of a GenBank genome assembly. NCBI's taxonomy places the organism in Eukaryota, Metazoa, Chordata, Amphibia, Anura, Ranidae.